Messenger RNA from Enterobius vermicularis (human pinworm), 1474 nucleotides. NCBI's taxonomy places the organism in Eukaryota, Metazoa, Nematoda, Chromadorea, Rhabditida, Oxyuridae. The record is from the annotation of a GenBank genome assembly.
AGUACAAUAUUCCUUUUCUGUCUGUUUAAACGAACUUUUUCAGCAGACAUAUCCAGCUUGGGAAAAUGUCUCUCAGAAAGCUCUAAAGUUAUCAAACCAGUUGAAAGGGACGAUACUUUGUUUCAAUGCCUUUUUUGAUGCUGUACAAUCUGUUGGUGAUGCUGCAAACAAUUUAAAGGGUGCCACUCGAGAUAUGGGGGCGUGCUUGACACGUAUGUGUAUGCGUCAGCGGUCAGUGGGAUAUCAGUUACGAGCUUUUGCUGAUGCAUUAACUGACGAGCUUGUUGUAGCAGUUCAGAAUAAGUGCGGCUACUGGAAGCAGAGGACUACAGAGAUGGAUCGACGUGCAUCUAAGUUUUGUCGUAAGACACGAUCCCGCAAAGGUGGUAUAGAUUCAGCCUCACUUACUGAACAGAGACGAAUCUGCCGCUCUCUUCUAACUGAGCAACGAAACCAAUUGUCAUUUUUUGUAUCUGCGUUGUUACCUGUUUUCAAUAGUGAAUUAUGCAUCUUGGAUGAGGGGGCACACGUUCGCCAAAUCACCGAACAUCUGCAGCACACAGCACGUGCAUUAGAUUCAUCAGCUGUUGUUGAUACAAUACUAGAUGACAUUCAUCAAGGUUCCGAUUAUUCCUGGCAGAGUUGCAUUUCAUCUAAUGUUAGCAGAGCUUCCCAUAACUGUUUGCCUGACGAGACAUCUACACGCGUUUCUUCUCCGACUCCAAGCACCUUUACAUGGCCUUCAGCCGUCGAAAAUUCAUGUCCUCGAACUGCGGCUUUUGUUGGAUCUCAUACAAUUUCUGUAGUCGAAGCUCCGAGAAGAGGAACAGUUAACGCUAAUUUAUUUUCGCCGCCGUCACCGAAUUUAUUUUUGAAAAAACCUUUGCUGCCCAAAAGAACGGCUUCAACUUCUUCUACUUCUUCCAAUAUUCCAGAUUUUAGCGAACCGCUUCCUGAUCAAAUCCAAGUUCCUAUGACAUACCAGAACGGCGGGUCGCAAUACGCAUCUUCAACAAGUUUGUCACGCGAUUCAACUCUAAGACGUCCACAGCGUCCAUCAAGCUUUGUAUAUGAUGAUUCUUCUGGCACCUUGCGUAUUUUAGCGGCUAAAGGGAAGAUUCAAACUAGUUCAGAAAAGGACAGUAUAGUUCCCUGUGAUGCUUCAUUUGAAUCGAGUUCCCUUAUUGCUCAAACAAUUCAACAAAUUGACAAAUUGGGCUCUGAAUUAGAUUCAUACUGCAGUGCUCCACCGCAGGGAACAGUUCAAACUCACGUUCGUCUCCGUUCUGCUAGUAACUGCAGACCACCUCCUCCACCGGAACGUAGAAAUUCAACAAUAACUGCUGCAACUCCAACUGCUCCGUCGGUGGCGGAAAUUCGUGCUACAAGUGCCGCACCUUCAGAAUAUGCAGUUUCUUUAGAAUCGUCUAGUGAACUUGCACGGGGUCAUUAUGCAGCCUUUCGCUUUCCGUAA